Molecule: messenger RNA, 2669 nt
Organism: Electrophorus electricus (electric eel)
Lineage: Eukaryota; Metazoa; Chordata; Actinopteri; Gymnotiformes; Gymnotidae
Gene: nub1
Product: negative regulator of ubiquitin-like proteins 1
Biological process (GO): regulation of ubiquitin-dependent protein catabolic process
Molecular function (GO): protein binding
Source: RefSeq, a predicted model, not a curated record
ACAAAAAUAAACUUGGAUGAAAAUGAAUAGUACCUUUUUUUUAAAAAAUUAGCAAUACACAUAAUACAAUUUAAUAUCUGUCUUUGACGGACGAACAAAUGGUACUGCGAGAUUUGCGUUCAGAUGACACCACGCAAAUAUUGCCUCAGUUCAGUCACUCAGUGACGUUAGUUAGCUAUCUUAGCUAAGAUAAGCUAGCUAUGAAGGCUUGGAUUUCCCCCAAUAAUUAGUCAGUUCUUUUGCUGCUAUACUUUCGUUUUCAACUGAAUCACUGUUGUCCAUUAAUACUUCAGUUACAGUUUGAAAAAUGGCCGAGCAAUACAUUCAGUCGAAGCUCGUUUCACUGCUCAAACAGGAGAAAAUAAAGCUCUGGAGUCCACCUUUUACAACGGACAACAAUGAAGCUAACCAACAACAAAUGCAGGAGCUUGCUGUUAGAUAUUCUCAAGUCGUCGACUUUCCAUUGCUUGAUGUGCAGAGAGCUCUGGAAGAAAUAAGGUCCGAGGCCAUCAAAAAAGGAAAAGGGAACCAGACCUAUAGAGAAACAAAUGUUGCAACUCUAGAACUUCAUCUGCCUAAAGAUAUUAGAACGGGUGGUAAAAAGAAAUGCCACUUAGAAACGAAACUGGAUAUUACUACCCAAGUCCUGAUGAAUAAGAUCACAGAGAAAUUUGACAUCAAACAUAUAAAGUUGAUUCUGAAUGGAAAGAAACUCUCUCCAGGUGAGCGACUGGAUGCGCAGAAUGUGAAGAACAACAGUAAAAUUAUGGUAUUGAAGGUGAGCGAGCCAGAAUGCAAAAGAGUGAUGGUGGAGAAAGAGGAAAAAACGCGUCUGCAGGACGAAAGUGUUCAGAGGACACGGAAAGGGUUUGAGAUCCUCUCAGAGCGAGAUGGGAGUGAAGAUCCUGCGACCACCCCAUUUCUGGAGAUAGCUGAUCAGAAAGGCAACCCUAUCCAGAUCCCAGCCAAGGAGAAAAAGGCUCUGAUUCUGGCCAUGGGCUUCCACGAGAAAGGCAGAGCCCUAAUGAAGAGGAAGGAGUAUGCUGCAGCUCUCUGCCACCUGCUUCCAGCAGAUGAGCAGUUUAGCAAAUGCAACUCUGCGCUGUUGAACACGGUGGACAACUAUGCCGUGCUGCAGCUGGACAUUGUGUGGUGCUACCGUGGCCUUGAGGUGCUGGACUGCCUGAACGACUGCAAACAGAGGCUGCAGAGAGCAGAGACCUGCUUCCUCAGGUGCUAUGGAGAGGAGCAACAGAGGCUGCAGCAAAUCAAGCGGAACACCGGAGGAGAGGAUGUUCUGUUUCUGAGGCUGUAUCUCCUGCAGAGUCUGCUGGCCUACCUGAAUGGACAUGGGACCCAAGCUGCUGAGAAGCUCAGAAAGGGUGAGACCCUGUACAGUUGCCUGACUCUGGACCCAGACAAGAUGAUGCAGCUGAUGAGUAUGGGUUUCAGUGAGCAGGAGGCCCGCCUGGGCCUGAGAGCGUGCAGGGGCAACGUGGAGCAUGCGGUGGCACACAUCACCCAGAGGAACAAGGAGCGGGAGGAGAUCAAAUGGAAGGAGAGGGAGAAUCGGAGGCGGCGUUUGGAAGGCAUCAACACGCUGGUGGAGCUGGGUUAUAGCAAUAAAUCUGCAGCCAGGGCCCUCCACGAGACUAGUGGAGAUGUGGACGAAGCAUACAGGCUCCUCCUGGAUUCGAGGGAAGCCAGCAGCUCAGGAUUGGCUCAGCCAGACACAAACAGACAGACCAAAGUGGAUCAGAUGGCCUACCUGGGCUUCCAGAGGGAGGCAGUAGAAGCAGCUCUAAGGUUGACAAGAGAUGAUGUUUUUAAGGCCACUCAGAUGUUGCUGGAUAACCAGGGGCAGCCUCCUGCAGACAUGCCAUCUCCCUCACCCCCCUCCUCCUCAUCAGAGGAGCCCAGCACCUCCAACUCUACAGCUUCAGGCUCAAGCAGCAGCUUGGAUUCAGACCUGGUGAAUGAAGUUUUGGAGCACAUCCCCAGACAUGAGGAGGAUUACCUGGACGUCACUCUGGAGGAAGAGAGUGAUCUGAUCGCUCAAAUUAAGUCCUAUCUGGACAGGACAUCUCCAUCCACCCACUGAAAGGAGCUGCUCAUGUAAGCUUCCUGGAGCUGUUGGAAGGUGACUUCAGAAUGUAAUGUUGUUUGUAGGACUGUUAAUGACAGGACCCUGAUCCUGGAUCAGGACUUUGUUGCAAACCAGUUAUUGAAGCCAUUUAAACUGUAUUAACAAUUGGUUUGUUUUGAUUUUUAAAUUAAAAUGCUUUUUGUAUCCAAGUUAAUUUAAUUUCGUACAUAACUGUUGUACAAAAUGUGAUAUAAAAUUGAAGAAAAAUUAAUUAACUAUAACACUUGCAGUUACUAAUGGUGAAGCAUCACCCUGUAUAAGAAGGCUGGAGUUUUUUCAUUCCUUUAGUAUGAAGCAUGGCACAAAAAAUAAUUAUCUCUCAAAGUGUUAUUUAGAUUUAUGUUGAUUUGAAAAGGCAAUUAAAAUAUUUGUUUUAUUUUAGUACAAGGCAUGCUUCGGAGUUGAUCUUUCAGAAUUUACCUUUUUUUUUCAUUCAUUCAUUGUACUCAUUUUGGCAACUAUGGUCAAGUUUAAUCAGUUCAAUAAGAAUUUGUUAAACAUGCAAUAAAUGUACAAACUUUGA